This is a messenger RNA of Danio aesculapii, 1934 nucleotides long. RefSeq names its product finTRIM family, member 2 (gene ftr02). Bases 74 to 1714 code for a protein of 546 amino acids. The record is from RefSeq and is a predicted model, not a curated record. Gene Ontology annotation, molecular function: protein binding; zinc ion binding. The transcript is spliced from 6 exons. NCBI's taxonomy places the organism in Eukaryota, Metazoa, Chordata, Actinopteri, Cypriniformes, Danionidae.
GCUCUGCGGUUCAGGAAAGUGAAACUUAUUUGCCGUUCAGUCGUCGUUUGCAGGCUACGUGAGAACACACAAAAUGGCAGAAUCCAGUGUUUCUUUGGCUCAAGAUCAGUUCAACUGUUCAAUCUGUCUGGAUCUACUGAAGGAUCCAGUGGCCAUUCCCUGUGGACACAGUUAUUGUAUGAGCUGUAUUUCAGGCUACUGGGAUCAGGAUGAGCAGAGGGGAGUCUACAGCUGCCCUCAGUGCAGACAGACCUUCAUCCCAAGACCUGCUUUAGGGAAAAACACCAUGCUGACUGAAGUGGUGGAGAAGCUCAGGAAGAGAAAACUACAAGCUGCUCGUCCUGCUCAGUGUAACUCUGAAUCUGGAGAUGUGGAGUGUGAUGUUUGUACUGGGGACAAAAACAAAGCCAUCAAAUCCUGCCUGAUGUGUCUGAACUCUUACUGUCAAAAUCAUCUUGAACAACACGAGACUUUCUUUAAAAUUAAAAGACACGAUCUGAUGGACGCCACUGGCCGACUGCAGGAGAUGAUCUGCUCUCAGCAUGAGAAACUACUAGGUAUUUUUUGUCGUACUGAUAAGCGCUGUAUUUGCUAUCUGUGUACGAUGGAUGAACACAAAAACCACGAUACUGUAUCAGCUGCAGCAGAGAGGACUGACAAACAGAAACAUUUUGAAGAGACACUUCAGAAGAGAAUCCAGGAGAACCAGAAAGAGCGUGAGGAGCUGAGAGCGGCUCUAGAGACUCACAAGCGCUCUGCACAGGCAGCAGUGGAGGACACUGAGAGGAUCUUUACUGAGCUCAUCUGCUCCAUUGAGAGAAGCCGCUCUGAGGUGACACAGCUGAUCAGAGAUCAGGAAAAAGCUGCAGUGAGUGGAGCUGAAGGACGACUGAAGAAACUAGAGCAGGAGAUUGAUGAUUUGAAGAGGAGAAACACUGAGCUGGAGCAGAUUUCUAACACAGACAAUCACAUCCAUUUCCUCCAAAAUUCCCAGUCUUUCUCUGUUCCUCCGGAAUCUACAGACACCAGCAUUCAAUCUCGUCUCUCAUUUGAUGAUUUGGUAACGUUUGUCUCUCAGGUGAAAGAGAAACUGCAGCAGACUGUUAAAAAAGAACAAGAAAACAUAUUUCGCAUAGUGAGAUACAUCAAUGUGAUGCCAAGCCCUCAAAAUAAGAGCCGGAAUGACUUCCUACAAUAUUUUAAACGGUUCACUCUGGCUUCAAACACAGCUCAUGAAUCUCUCAAGCUUUCUGAGGGGAACAGAGUGGCGACUAGGACGAAGAAAGCUCUGUUUAGUUUUCCUGACAUUUUUGAUAAUUUUGCUCAGGUGUUGUGUAACGAGAGUGUGUCUGGAUGCUGUUACUGGGAGGUUGAGCAGAACGGCAGAGGAAUGUGUGCAUCAGUGGCUUACAAGAGCAUCAGCAGGAAGGGACAGGGAUAUGACUGUAGAUUUGGACAUAAUGAUCAGUCCUGGGGUUUGUACUUCUCUGACUUCAGUUGCUCAUUCUGGCACAAUAAUAUACAGACUAAACUCCCAGCAGUGUCCAGCUCAUCUAGAAUAGGAGUGUAUGUGGAUCUCAGCACAGGAACUCUGUCGUUCUACAGCGUCUCUGGCAGAAUGAGCCUCAUUCACAGAGUCUACACCACAUUCACUGAGCCGCUCUGCCCUGGGUUUGGCGUUUACCAUGAUUCACAAUUAAAAUUGUGUGAUUAAGCAUUUUACAAAUUCUGUGCUUUUGCCUAAAGUUAAAAUGUUGUAAUCUCUCAAACUCAGAGUUUCCUUCCUGGAUUACAGCAUGUCUGGAAAACCUUUGACAAUUAUGAUCUCAAUAACCAUUCAGAUCUGCUUUUAACUCCCUGUGAAUAGUUAUGAAACAGGUCUUUAGUGUACAAUAGAGUGUAUUAUGUCACAAAUAAAACAAUUAUUACAGAAA